GCCCCAUCAUUAACUCCUGAGACUUCAUUUUAACUCUGCGGUCAUGGGGAAAGGCUUUUAUAUCAGUAAGCCUUUAGGGUUUGUGCUAUUUGGGUUGGGCGUUGGGGCCGUGCUCACCAUUUUUGCUUUGUCAGUGGUCUAUUCUCAAGAGAAACGGAAAAACGAGGUAAAUGCCAGAGACGGGACCCGCAUGGUGACGACUGCAGCACCCCACAGCACCUCAGCUCCAUCGAACGAGCCCUGGGACAAGUACAGACUGCCUGACACCCUUCUUCCUGCAUACUACAACGUGACGCUUUGGCCUCGGUUGGUGCCGGACGAGCAGGGAAUGUACAUUUUCACUGGGAAAUCCGGAGUUGCAUUGACGUGCGUCAAGGAAACCAACCUGAUCAUUAUUCAUUCCAAUGAGCUGAACUUCACCUUGACCUCGGAGAUGCACCAUGCAAAGCUAGCGGGUUUGGGAGGGACAAGCGCUCCGGUCAUACUGAAAACCUGGUUUCAAAUACAAACACAGUUCAUGGUGAUUCUUCUGAAAGACAACCUCCAAGUUGGAAAAUCGUAUUGGCUCUACAUGGAAUUCCGUGGAGAGCUGUCCGAUGACCUAGGAGGAUUUUACAGAAGCCAGUACACAGAAAAUGGUGUAAAAAAAGUUGUUGCCACAACACAAAUGCAGCCCACUGCCGCCCGGAACGCUUUCCCCUGCUUUGAUGAGCCGUCAAUGAAGGCUGUCUUCCAUCUGACUCUCCUACACCCUCCUGGAACUGUGGCCCUCGCUAAUGGCAUGGAGCUGGACACUGAAAACGUCACCAUAGACGAUCAAGAGGUUUUACAGACCAGAUUUGAGCCAACUGAAAAAAUGUCGACAUAUCUGUUGGCCUUUGUCAUCAGUGAAUUUACCAACUUACGAUCCCCUUCAGAGGCCAAUGUUUUGAUCAGAAUAUGGGGACGUAGAGAAGCCAUUGAAAGUGGACAGGGAGAUUAUGCCCUUAGUGUGACAUUCCCUAUUUUGAAGUAUUUAGAAAACUAUUACAACACCACAUACCCCCUGUCCAAAUCAGACCAAGUCGCUCUGCCUGAUUUCGCUGCUGGAGCCAUGGAAAACUGGGGUCUGGUCACAUACAGAGAGCAAUCGCUUUUCUACGAUCCUAAAGUGUCCUCUAAUGAAGAUAAAGAAUGGGUGGUCACUGUAAUCACACAUGAACUUGCACACAUGUGGUUUGGGAACCUCGUGACCAUGAGAUGGUGGAACGACCUGUGGCUCAAUGAAGGUUUUGCAAGUUAUGUUUCAUAUCUUGGAGCUGAUUAUGCUGAACCCACCUGGAAUAUUAAAGAUCUGAUGGUGCUGCAACAGGUUCAGAGGGCGUUUGGCGUCGACGCUCUUGUUUCCUCUCACCCGCUUUCUUCACGUGAGGAUGAAGUCAUCACACCGGAUCAAAUCGAUCAGCUAUUUGAUACCAUCACUUAUAGCAAGGGGGCUGCUGUACUGAGAAUGCUGUCUGAGUUUCUGACAGAGUCCGCCUUUGCUAAAGGACUUCAUAACUAUUUGCAUGAGUAUGCAUACAGCAACACUGUGUACACAGAUCUUUGGAAAAAACUACAGGAAGUUGUAGACGCAGAUUCAAGCAUCCAGCUCCCAGCCUCAAUCAAUGAAAUCAUGAAUCGCUGGAUUCUUCAGAUGGGUUUCCCUGUCGUAACUAUUAACACUCGAACAGGAAUUAUCUCUCAGCAGCACUUCCUGAUACACCCAGAUGCAGUAGUGGACAAGCCAUCUGACUACAAUUAUGAAUGGUUUGUGCCAAUCACAUGGAUGAAGAGUGGCAGUAACAUGGGCCAGCACUGGCUACUUACUAAAACAGCUUCAUAUGAGCCCAUGAAGACAGAUACUGACUGGUUAUUGGCCAAUCUGAAUGUCACAGGAUACUACAGGGUUAAUUAUGAUCCCCAGAACUGGGAACGUCUCCUCACACAACUGACUGCAGAUCAUAAAAUUAUUCCAGUUCUUAAUAGGGGCCAGAUCAUCGAUGAUGCAUUUAAUUUGGCGAGGGCACAGAUAAUCAACAUAACCUUGGCUCUGAGAACAACCAAGUAUCUGUACGAGGAGAAGGAGUACAUACCGUGGGAAUCUGCAAUAAGAAAUUUUGAGUACUUUUUCCUCAUGUUUGACCGAACAGAAGUCUAUGGACCUUUGCAGACUUACCUGCAGAGAAAGGUGAAACCUCUUUUUGACCACUUCAAAGUUAUCACAUCAAACUGGACUCGGAAACCCCCAAGAUACAUGGACCAAUACAAUCAAAUAAACGCAGUCUCAAUGGCCUGCAAAACUGGAGUAAAGGGAUGUUCAGAGCUCACUAGAAUGUGGUACAGACAGUGGAUGAAGAACCCUGACAGUAACCCAAUUCCCACAAAUCUGAAGAUCACUGUGUACUGUAAUGCCAUUGCCGCUGGUGGUGUUGAGGAGUGGGAUUUUGGAUGGCAGAUGUUCAAGAACAGUACCAUUGCUGCAGAGGCAGAGAAGCUGUUAUAUGGUCUAUCAUGCACUAAAGAGCCCUGGCUGUUAAACAGGUACUUGGAAUUCACAAUAGAGCCAAAUCUGGUCAGGAAGCAGGACGUUGCCUUCGCCAUUGUGUAUAUUUCAGGCAAUGUCAUAGGGCAGCCGUUGGUUUGGGACUUUGUCAGAGCCAACUGGGAACAUUUAACUAAAGAUUAUGAUGAUGGAUCCUUCUUUUUUGGAAGACUGAUCCGAGGCAUCACAAGAAAGUUUUCUACAGAAUUUGACCUGCAACAGUUGCAGCGAUUUAAAGAGGACAUUGCAGCAAGCAGUUUUAGUUUUGGUACGCAAGCAAUAGAGCAGGCCAUUGAACAGACAAAAGCCAACAUUAAAUGGGUAUCAGAAAACAAAGUGCAAGUGAUGAACUGGCUGAUUGAACAGUCAGCCUAAUCACUCUCAUUAUAAAUGUUUCUGUAUAAUAUUUUCAUACUUAACAUAAGUAUUGCAUAUAUUUAUAUUUUGAAGAUAAAUACAGACAUUUUCUUAUCAAGUUUGAUUAUCAGCUGUUCUGUGCCUUUGAUUAUUAAA
Sinocyclocheilus grahami is the source of this 3076-nucleotide messenger RNA. Its product is annotated as aminopeptidase N-like. The transcript is spliced from 19 exons. The record is from RefSeq and is a predicted model, not a curated record. Bases 44 to 2938 code for a protein of 964 amino acids. Lineage: Eukaryota; Metazoa; Chordata; Actinopteri; Cypriniformes; Cyprinidae. Gene Ontology annotation, cellular component: cytoplasm; plasma membrane. Gene Ontology annotation, biological process: peptide catabolic process; proteolysis. Gene Ontology annotation, molecular function: metalloaminopeptidase activity; zinc ion binding; peptide binding.